Messenger RNA from Cantharellus anzutake, 2100 nucleotides. Its product is annotated as kinase-like domain-containing protein. The record is from RefSeq and is a predicted model, not a curated record. Bases 116 to 1759 code for a protein of 547 amino acids. Gene Ontology annotation, molecular function: protein serine/threonine kinase activity; protein serine/threonine/tyrosine kinase activity; ATP binding. The transcript is spliced from 7 exons. Gene Ontology annotation, cellular component: nucleus; spindle; kinetochore. Lineage: Eukaryota; Fungi; Basidiomycota; Agaricomycetes; Cantharellales; Hydnaceae. Gene Ontology annotation, biological process: meiotic spindle assembly checkpoint signaling; chromosome segregation; protein localization to kinetochore.
CUUGCGACCGUCCGCUCGUCCAUUGAGCCUCUUUCGGGCAACUCCGUUGCCCGGAUGGCCAAUGGUCUUCGGUUAGUUUCUGACUCACAAAGUAAUAGACUGGGUUCCUCGCGGUAUGGCUAUGAUCGAAUGGGGAAGCUUUGGCCCCCACAACGUUCUUGGCAAGGAGAAUCGGGUCGCCAAUGCCUCCCUGUGGGAUGGUCGUGCUCCAAGGGAUCGCGAGCGACAUAUGUUGGACAAGGAUAUCCCACCACUUCCUACGUUUAUUCGUUCGGCGCCUCUCGAUAAGGAUCGGUUAUUUGCCAAGGGUCGAUGGGAAAGUGAGGGUGAACCGGGAGAACAGCGCGUCGCCCAAUCUCAACCUGUGCACGAGCGAGAGCUCGAGGGUCACGAUCGUGACAGGGAGCGCGAAAAGGAGCUGCGUGAACAACAGGAACGUGAACGCGAACGACUUGAGAAAGGGGAAGCCGAUAAGUUGGCGGAACAGGAGGCCAUUGCUGCGAAGAACACCGAGGCUGCUAAGGCCGCACCUCUGGCAGCGAGGGAACAAAAGCCUUCGAAACCUCAAGCUGGCGUCAGUGCUGACAGGCCGGCACCUCCGCCUCCUGGUGGGACAUUAACUGAGCAGCGCGGCGCUCUUCAAGCAGCCCAGGCCAGACGCAUUCUCUAUGUCCGAAAGAAGACAUACACGAAGCUUCAAUGUGUUGGUCGCGGCGGCUCAUCGCGAGUCUAUCGGGUUCUUGACGAGAACAAUGAUAUUUAUGCAAUCAAGCGGGUUACUUUAGAGCGAGCCGAUGCCGAAACCAUACAGGGGUACCAGAAUGAGAUUCAGCUUUUGAAUCGUUUAAAUGGUCAACCUGGGAUCAUCAAGCUUAUCGACUUCGAGAGUAAUGUGAGGAAAAAUACGAUCAUGCUGGUCCUGGAAUGUGGUGAGAUAGAUUUCGCUACACUGUUGGCACAACGUGUUGGCGAGAAGUUCUAUCAACCUCAAGUUGCAUGUGCAUGGCGGCAGAUGCUGCAAGCUGUGCAUGUUAUUCACGAGGAGAAAAUUGUCCAUUCUGAUCUCAAACCUGCCAACUUCGUCAUGGUCAAAGGUGUUCUGAAACUGAUCGACUUUGGUAUUGCAAAAGCUAUCGCGAAUGACACUACCAAUAUACAGCGUGAUCAGCAAAUUGGGACCGUAAAUUACAUGAGUCCCGAGGCCAUAGAGGAUACUCAGCGAACCGAUGGGAAGAAGGUCAUGAAGCUUGGACGGGCAAGUGACGUCUGGUCGUUAGGCUGCAUUCUCUAUCAAAUGGUGUACGGGCGCCCACCCUUCCACUCUUUAGGAUUAUACCCGAAGAUGAAGGCUAUCCCGGAUCCAAAUCACAUCAUUGAGUAUCCCGAGUAUACAGCCCCGCUCAAGCUAGGUGGAGCAGAUAAGCCUGACAUCAGACUUGAGCAUUUGGCGACAAAGGUGUCACAAGAUGUCAUCAAUUCGGUGAAAAUGUGCCUCGUUCGUGACCCGAAAAAGAGGGGGUCGAUACCAGAGCUGCUUUCGCAGGCCUGGGUUGAAGGGAGUACGGACCUACCUUCUGCCAUACCGCUGCCGUCGACCCCUCCACAAAAGUCACCACUGCUGAGGGAAGAUGAAUCUAUCAUGACGCAAAAAAAUAUGCUGCAACUCCUACGAUACAUGCGUACGUUAGAAGGAACGAAGCCUGAGAACGAUGAAGAGCUGAGCAAGGCACGUCCCGAUUUUCGCAUGCCUCAUGGCUAGAUACCGUUCUGAUUCCUUUUGGUGCUGCAGGAACUCUUUGCCAACCUUAAGCAAGUUGCGCGACAACUCUGAUUUAUUUUGUAACACCCAUAUUUUAUUGAUUCUUACCUUGGUAAACGCCUACAUGCACAAACUAAUUAUUCGAUCAUAUCAUGUCGUUCACUACUGCUGUUUGUCCCUCCACAUUCGCGCUCCCUCACAAUCACUUGUAACAUCACUGUCAAUUGUCUGCGAUCUGCAAAGGAAACUGAUUCGAUUUCGCUUUCGCUCCUGGGCCUUUCACCUUGUUUUCGACAUUUGCAAUUCCAUCCUUGCCUCAUUUUUUUUUCGCAGCUGCUUUU